UUGUCCUAUGGAUCAACGAACGCAAAAGGAGAGCGAGAAAGUGGUAAAUGGCGGAAACAUCAUAUCCGCGGUGAGCCGUUGGUACCAAUGGAUGAGUUUGAGAGCCUUUCUGCCCACAUGAAGGCUCUGCAUCAGAAUAUUAAAGAGUUGGAAGGUCUUGCAGGCUAUGCCUCACAUUACACAGCCAGGGUUCCAAAUGAUUACCACCACUUCGUGACCAAAUAUCCGGCAGACAAGUUCUAUCUAGAGUUUCCGGAGAUCUUUAGAAUGUUCAACCUAGAUUUGCUCGAGUCCUCCCUUGUCAGGCUAUGGGCGAUGUACCUAGUCAGAGAGACUAGAGAAAAUAAAGACCUUGCCAAUGUGGGAAUUGCUGAUCCUUAUCACAUGCACUACAACAACCUAAGCUCUGAUGGAGGUAAAGAGCUUAUUCUGAGGGAGUGCAUCUUUCCUGCAUUGCAAAACAACAAGGACAAGAAGUAUAUACUAGUGCCCUACAAUCCAACGGGUCACUGGGUUCUGAUUAUUCUCAUGGUGAGCGAAUGCAAGGCUUUUUACUUGGAUUCACUUAAAAACAAUGCACCGAAAAGGGAUUACGAAGUGUUGUCAAACAUUCUGAAUGAUGCUCUCUUUGAACAUAGUUUUAAAGGUGGAAUUGUAAAAAAAAAGAAUAAAGGUCCUGCACGCUUUAAGCAUUACACAGAGGUUAGUUGCACACAGCAACAAGAUAGCGUGUCCUGUGGCUACUAUCUCUGCUACCAUAUGGAAAUAUUUGUGAGGAGACAUAGGCAUUUAAACAAAGGUGUAGAUAUUCAGUUGUUUGGUACUCAUAUGGAGUCCAAUCCAUUUGACCGGAAGACAGAGUUUACACGCAUCCAAGACAUUUUCGCAAGAAUCAUCAACACAGAGGUUGCCUCGGAAUCUGGGGUUUUCUAUGGCGGUGAUGACUCGCCGGAGGUUCAUGAUUCACGCACAAAGUCUGCUGCAACCCACUUGAACAAGCAUGCAUGAUCACCGGAUGAG
Messenger RNA from Lolium rigidum, 1020 nucleotides. RefSeq lists its product as uncharacterized. Lineage: Eukaryota; Viridiplantae; Streptophyta; Magnoliopsida; Poales; Poaceae. Gene Ontology annotation, biological process: proteolysis. The record is from RefSeq and is a predicted model, not a curated record. Gene Ontology annotation, molecular function: cysteine-type peptidase activity.